This is a messenger RNA of Vicia villosa (hairy vetch), 1432 nucleotides long. Its product is annotated as fatty acid desaturase 4, chloroplastic-like. Bases 154 to 1098 code for a protein of 314 amino acids. The transcript has a single exon. Lineage: Eukaryota; Viridiplantae; Streptophyta; Magnoliopsida; Fabales; Fabaceae. The record is from RefSeq and is a predicted model, not a curated record.
UCAUUGUCCACCACACUAUGCCUAUUCCCAAUUCCACAAAAAGUGCACUUUAUCAUUUAUUCAUUCUUCCCACAACCACUAACAUUAUAACUACAAAUUUUAUAUAUCUUGCAUUCUCUCAUACAAGCCUUUGCUUCCUCUUCAACUUCUCCAAUGUCUUCCUUUACUCAACACAACUACCUUCCAAGCUUUCACCACCAAGCUUGCACAAAAAGCAAACUCAUACACCGGAUUCGUGUCUAUUGCUCCACCAAUACUACUACUACUAGAACUACUACCGCUACUCCGAAGUCCAAGCCCAAUGUUGAUCAAUUGAUCGUUGAGCCUAGAUUUGCGCCGCUGCCAAUAAAGGCAGUAACCGUCGCUAACCAUCCAACGGAAAGUGAGACGAGUUUGCAAUCAACAUGGUCUCAUCGCGCAUGGGUCGCGGUUGGAUGCACAACUUUGCUAAUUUCUUUGGGAGAGUCUAUAAAGGGCUCAAUGGAUAUGAAUAUGUGGGUCGAGCCCAUUUUGGCAGGAUGGGUUGGUUACAUCUUAGCUGAUCUCGGAUCCGGAGUUUAUCAUUGGGCCAUUGAUAAUUAUGGAGAUGGAUCGACCCCGUUUGUUGGAGCUCAAAUUGAAGCUUUCCAAGGCCAUCACAAAUGGCCUUGGACAAUUACUAAGCGUCAAUUUGCUAACAAUUUGCACGCGCUUGCACGUGUGGUGACUUUUGUAGUGCUUCCUAUAGACCUUGUUUUCCAUGACCCUAUAGUUCAAAGCUUUGUUGCCAUGUGUGCGGGUUGCAUUAUGUUUAGCCAACAAUUUCAUGCAUGGGCUCAUGGGACAAAGAGCCGGCUUCCGCCUCUCGUGGUGGCUUUGCAGGAGAGUGGAGUGCUCGUGUCGCGAUUGCAGCACGGGGCGCAUCACCGGCCGCCGUAUAACAAUAAUUACUGCAUAGUAAGUGGAGUUUGGAACGAGGUGUUGGAUGAAACUAAGGCUUUUGAAGCUAUUGAAAUGAUAUUGUAUUUUAAACUUGGAGUUAGGCCAAGAUCAUGGAGUGAGCCUGCUUCUGAGUGGUUGGAGGAUAUUGAAAUUGCUUCUCAAAGCCAAGCACAAUGACCCUUCUUUCUUCUCUUUUUCUUGUUAAAAUAUUUAUUUGUUGCAUAUAAUAUUUGUGUGGAUAACUGAGUAUAUGAUUGUUAUCUCCCUAUGCUCUCUGGAUUUGGAUCCUCUGCAGUGUUUUCUCUCCUGUUUCCAUUCAACCAUCAUCUUAGCCACUCAUCUAUCAUUUUUCUCACUUUUCAAAGUAACAUCUUUUCAUCUGUAUAAUUUUUAUCCAUUCUUAGCCACUAGAUGAAACAUGAGAGGGAUGAUAGGAGGGAAAGGCAUGAGAGGAUCUAUUUCCAUACUGUUUUCACUCAAUUAAAAUUAAUACAUUUUAAAUCAUUUUAUA